Colletotrichum higginsianum IMI 349063 is the source of this 834-nucleotide messenger RNA. RefSeq names its product ankyrin repeat domain-containing protein. Bases 1 to 834 code for a protein of 277 amino acids. NCBI's taxonomy places the organism in Eukaryota, Fungi, Ascomycota, Sordariomycetes, Glomerellales, Glomerellaceae. The record is from RefSeq and is a predicted model, not a curated record. The transcript is spliced from 3 exons.
AUGUGUCUUUUGCGUGAGGCUCGCCGAGAAACUUGGUACGAUACAGGCGUAGUUCGACCACAAAAGGGAGACCAAGUCGUGGUACCACUGGAACAUGCGCCAGGCUCCCCAGAUCAGAGAGACGAAGAGCAUGUAGACCUGAGCGCCGUCCUUGGCAAAGACGAGAUCGGCGCAGGGACAAGUGUGCGGUUCAUCUGGAUCGAUUCAACGUGCAUUAUUCAGGGCUGGGGGGAAAUCGGAACGCCCGAACUCGACUGGAAUAAGCAGGCUCUGCCUAUGCACAACUUGAAUCGCAACUUCCACUGCAACAUCGCGGCGGCCGAACUGAAGGGCUAUACUGGUGUUCUCUUCUGUGAGCAAACUUCUAGUGUACUGCCUAUUCAGUAUGCUGCACGCCGGCCAUCGACGACCUUUGCCGUCAAACUGCUCAACAAGGCUUACAACGAAGGCCGGGCCGAAGCAAUGCGGAUGACUUUGGAGGAAGUCCCGGCCGAUCUUGACGAAAUUUUCUCUACGAUUCUAAGCAAGGAUAUCUCAGAUGCAGCUGAGACAGUUUGCAUGUUGCAAUGGGUGCUUCUCAGCCUGCGUCCACUUACGUCUCAAGAGUUCUUUACAGCUGUAGUAGGUACAGCUGCUCCUACAAGCAAUCUAAUAAUCCAGCGCCGGAUUACCACCUCAUCAAAGGGCCUCAUUGAGAUACGGAAAGGAGAGUCCGAUUCUGUCCAGUUUAUCCAUCUGUCGGUUAGGGACUUCCUGUUUCGAUAUAAGAGGCUACAAAUAUUGGACGCGACGCUAGGACCCGAGCCUCUUGCAACUAUCCACGGCCGACUCUAG